AAUAAAAAAACAGUAUACUAAUAAUAUCAAACAACAUUUCCUAUUUUAAAUAAAAAAAGGAAAAUAAAAUCUUAAAAUUAAAAGUAGUUUGUUUAAAUUUUGGUAGUAAUCAUUUGUCCACUUUUUCAAAAGUAAAUUUCAAAUAAAUAUGUAGAAGAAAUCAUUAAGAAAUUAACACAGUAAAAAAAAAAUAUAUUUUAAUUAAAAAAAAAAACAUGCGUACAGUUCACAUGUGGUAAAAGUGAAACCUUUAUAUGAAAUAUAAAAUAAAAAUAUUUCACGGCAAAUCAUUUAUUUAAUAUGAUCAUUUUCAACCACAAGUGCGGCAUUAAAAUAUAUGAUAAAAGUUUAAUUUACAAUCCUAUUAGACUUAAUUUUAGUGUAAUAAAUCAAAAGUAUAUUUUCUUUGGAGUAAAGUUGUUUUGUAAUAGCGCCAUCUACUUCUUUGUAUAGGUAAACUCAUUUAUCGAACAAAAAUUUAUUGUCUCUUAAGGUGGUACGUAAAAUAGACGCUAGAUGAUGGCUUGAAGUUAUGAAAUCGUGGAUUGGUAUAUUAAGAAAAUUUUAUUCAAUAUGGUAAAUUUUAUUUGUUUAAUGAAUUUGUUAAAUAAAAUAAAUAAAUAAUUUAAUGUUAUUUUCUAAAAAACAAACAAAAAAGACAGUAAUCGAAUGAUGGAUUCGAUCCCACAAUCUUUUGCAGGCGGUUUGUCUCUUUUAGUGUCGCUUUUUCGUUUCAACGAGUUUCAAAUUACAACAAUUUUUAAGAAGUUUUUAUUUCAAUAAAACACAUUUUAUAAUCUGUUAGCGUCUGACAAAUCAACACGAAUUUUAGCUACGGAGUUUAUGUUUAAUUGCUAUAAAUGGUAAUCAUAGAAAAGUCAGGAUUAUGGUGGGAACUUAACUUCCGACGGCUUGCUGCUCUUGUAUUAUCGUUUAAAAGUCUAUCUUAUCUGGUUUGAAGUGGAUUUUGAUACGAUAUGAUAUGAUUGUGCGUUUUUUUUUUGUAUUUAAUGCCUGCGCUCGUGAACUAUUAGUAUCACGUAUUAAGUGCAAUAGUGACAUAAACUUUACAAUGUUAAACAUCAGCACAUUUUGAAGAAUUUUGGCAAAAUACCUACACUUCAGGCUAGGCUCUAUGGGCAUAAACACUUGCCCUACAUAAAAUAUCAACAUGAAAAAAAAAACAUGUAAUCGACGUCCUGUAGACUGUAGUGCCUUUUUAGUUAUUUUGGUCGAUUAUGUAUAUUUUGAUAUUAUAAUUGAAACUUUUUCGCAUUAUAUAAUUAAGGAGAAUGAAGCAAACUUUUUCGAUUUUGAUCGUCCGUGGGAAUAAAGACAGAUUAAACGCUUUAAAGAGUUUUCUACUAAUUUGUUCAAAGAAUGUUUUAAAUGUUGUAUAUAAGCUUUGCCUUCCGUAGUAUACUUUUUUGUCAGAGAAUCCUAUUUUUAUUAUAUUAUAAUUAUGUAUUUUCUUUAUGUGAUUAUCAAGAACAAUAAAGAUAUUUUUUAAAUAAAAAAGAGUUUUAAAAAUGAGUUUAUUUAAAUUAUAUGCAAUUAGACCAUCCUAAUCGAACAAUAUACACGACUCUUAAUUUCGAAAGAUGAGUCCACAGAUUAUAGAAUACUUUUGCGUUUUACUUUUUCUGGUAACUUUUAUUUUAUAAUAUUCUCCUUAUCCGUUUCGUCAUUAUAUUUUUAAAAUUUGGAAAAUACAAAAGUGCACACCUCGAACGCUCAUGUAAUGUUUUGAAUGAUCAAUUUACUUUUAUUAAUUACCGAGACACGUAUUACGUUUAAAGCUACAGAAAAAAAAUCUAUUUAAUUAAUACGAAAUUUUUUUGACUGCUUGAAACCGGUGAUUCGUAUUUUGGUACCCAAAGAAAUUGUCAAAUAAUUAAUCAUCAUCAUCAUUGCAGCCCUUCACAAGUCCACUUUUGAACAUAGGCCUCCCCCAAGGAAUGCCACAAAGCACAGUCUGGAGUGUUGUUGUUUUUGUCUUGUCACAAAUUGAGGCAGAAGAUGGGCAGCAGCAUCUUUCUGAUAACAGCAAAACAACAAUAAAACAAAUAAAAGCAAAGCAACAAUAUAUAAACCUGGUGUUGAGUGUAUCGCGAUUUUUUGAUUUGGUGCCAAUAGACCAGUACAUCUCCGCUUCGCGUUCGAUGUGUGCAAUAUAUUUCCAAAUGUUUUCUUCUGUAUUUGACUACUCUGUGGUCCAUGAAACGUCUUACGUGCAUUUUUAUAAAAUUGAAAAGUUACUUUUCUUUAUAACUGUUAGCCUACGUUUUUCAAGAAAGUUUUUGUGUUUGCUUUUCAUUUCAUCAUACUUUAAUGUGGAGUGCGGUUCCUAACAUAUUAUGUAUGUUUAAACCUAUAUAUGUAUAUUAAACGAUGACCUAGUUGAACUAUAAUUUUUUUCCUGUUGCAGUUGUUGACUGAUAAAAAGCGUUUCUGCUGAGAUCUUAGAAAGGGUAAACUAUCUGUUUUUAGUUUAUUAAGUGUUCUCUAACCUGUGGACUUAUUUUUGAUAUCAAUUACAACGAAAAUCGGGAGACAUAGUUUUACGCGUCUGGUCCUCUCAAACCGGACAGGACACUGCAAGACUGGUAACUCUUAAACAUAUAUUGUAUUGUGAGUUCACUCUGCCAGGAUUAGGCGGUGUGGACGGCAUGAAGUCAUCGCCAGGAGGGGUUGGAGGUGGAGGACCGGGCACGCCAAGGGAGGACUCAGGAUCAGGAAUGGGAGAUUAUAACUUAAGUUUUGGAGGUCCCGGAGGUGACCAAAACGAUCAAACCGAGUCGGCCGCGAUUCUGAAAAUAAAGGAGAGCAUGCAGGAAGAGGCGAAACGAUUCGAAAAGGACCCAGACCACCCGGACUAUUUCAUGCAAUGAACUAAAUGCGACGGCCGCCAACUUGCCAAAUAAAUCAGAAUUAGAAAUAUCGGCGUUGAAUUCGUUUUGUUUUGACAUUUCUUAAUGUCAAAAUGUUUGACUUUAUUUAUUUAUUUUUGUAUUAAGAGAGAUCAUAUAAAAGAUAUAUAAAAAAACGAAACAAGUUAAUAAAAUAAUUUUGGCGGGAAAUGGAUGCGUCAAUAAUACCCUCAUUAUUUCGAGAUUUUUUUAUAACGUGUGCAAAAGUGAAAUUAAUUAAAAUAUUUAAUAUUUAUCUAAAUAUGAAUAUCGUACAUUUUAAAAGAACUCGGUAUUGUUUAUAGCCUGUUUAAAGACUGAAGUAUAGUUUAUGUACUUAAAAAUCUUUAAAUUGGCUUUCACUUGAAUCAUAACUAGAAAAUUUCCAAUCACUUCGAUGCAUUCAUAAAUGGAAUCGAUGCAUUCCACCUGGUCCUCAGGGGUGACAAUGCAUCUGCAUUUUGAUUCUUAAUUGAGGAUAAAUGUAGAUGUCUAUGGACCACAGUUAACCACUUACCAUCGGGUGGACCGUGUGCUCGUUUGUCACCCUUAUUCUAUAAAAAAAAAACAGGAGCAGUUAUAAGGACUGCCGACAGAAGUUAAAAUUCAAUGAUAUAUGCGUAUACGUGUACACAGGCCGCUAUACGUAGUAGACAAGCUUGUGACGUCACGAGCAUGUCGAGGUCAUCGGUGACGCGAACCCAUAAGUUUUUCCCCUAACAAAAAUCGCUCAACGCGGCUAAAGAAGUAUUCAUUUCAAAAAAAAAAACUAUAAUAAAUAAAAAGAAUAAAAGUAUGUAACAUAUUCAAAUAGAGUUUGAUUAAAUUAAGAUUUCGAUUGUCAUAAAAAAAUCAGGCGGGAAAUAUCGACAAAACGCACAGUUCACGUGGUAGCGAAGUGAAAAUAGUUGUAAGAAUUUAAUUAGAAAAGUUUCUAUGUAUUAUGAUUUAUAAUUUAGUUAUAUGAUAGAUGUUUUAUUUCGAAUAAAAUUUAAUGUAUCUAUAAUGC
Parnassius mnemosyne (clouded apollo) is the source of this 3918-nucleotide messenger RNA. The record is from the annotation of a GenBank genome assembly. NCBI's taxonomy places the organism in Eukaryota, Metazoa, Arthropoda, Insecta, Lepidoptera, Papilionidae.